UUUCUUCGUUCUCUCUCUUCUCCUCCUUCGGCCUUUUCAGUCUGAGCGGCAACCGGAGAAAGCAGAGAGAGCCAUGGAAACGAAUCUUCUCCGCAAAUCUCAGCACUUUCUCCCAUUCAAUCCAAUCUUCGAUGGAGAAAGCUCUUUCCGCAGUAGUCACAUUGUUCUGAACAAAGCCCAGAGCACGAAACCCGUAAUUUUCUCGGGGAAGAGGAAGCGGCGAAACGGGUCGCAGAGGCUGGUGAAGUUCGUGCUGGAAUCGAUACCCGUCGUGGCAUCGUCGCUCAAGAUUCUGCCGCAGCCGCUGGAUGUGAUAGUCGGAGAAUUGAUCGGCGGUGGGGACGGGAACAGGGGAGGCUGGGGCUUCCGGAGAAGCUUCGGCAGCGACGGUUGGUUCGACGGGUGGAGGAGGAGAGGGACUACGAGGAAGCUGGGGUUUUGGUGGGUCAUACCGGUGUUUGGAUUGGGAUUGGUGUUGGGUAGGGAGGUUGGGAGUGAUCUCAUUCUCAUGUAUUGUGUUUUGGGGCUUGGAUUGUUUUCGUUUGCUUUGGUUGAACUCAGGAGCAGGAAAGCAAUUAGGGAUGGGAUCUUAGGUCUCUGCUGUUUCGGGAUCUUGGCGAUUUUUGGACUGAGAGCAGAAGCGAUGAAGAACUGGGUUCGGGAUUUUCAGGUUCGUUCGCCAUCGAUGAAGAGAUUCAAGGGAGGAAGACGAAAGAGUAGGGCUUUGUAGAUGAAUUCUUUGCAUUUGAUUAUUUCUUGUAUGAGAGAAGAUGAGAUGUUUCUGUUUGUUCAAAUUUCAAAUGAGAAAGGGGUCAGUCGGUUUCAA
Punica granatum (pomegranate) is the source of this 826-nucleotide messenger RNA. The record is from RefSeq and is a predicted model, not a curated record. Lineage: Eukaryota; Viridiplantae; Streptophyta; Magnoliopsida; Myrtales; Lythraceae.